Molecule: messenger RNA, 951 nt
Organism: Cydia strobilella
Lineage: Eukaryota; Metazoa; Arthropoda; Insecta; Lepidoptera; Tortricidae
Product: pancreatic triacylglycerol lipase-like
Exons: 6
Coding region: 55-951 (298 amino acids)
Biological process (GO): lipid catabolic process
Molecular function (GO): lipase activity
Source: RefSeq, a predicted model, not a curated record
ACGUUAAAACCUGUGGAUUUUGGAGUGAUACUGUCAUUUUCGGCUUUAAACAUAAUGUACAUCAAGUGCGCGUUGGUUUUGUGUGCUGCUGUGGCAGCCGACGGAUUUAACUUGGCACCCUUGGAUGUUGAAUUCCACCUCUACACCAGGUCAAACCCAUAUGUGAGCCAGCCUGUCACCCCGUCGUUCACUUCUUUUCUAACGACCAACUUCUCGCCUUCGCGCCGCACCUUCCUUACAAUUCAUAGCAAUGGAGAAGGAGUCGCCGGAAACUUCAAUGCCUUUGUAGUUGGAGGUUUACUCACCGCUGCGGACGUGAACGUGAUCGCCGUCGACUGGAGCCGCGCCUCUUUGCUCUACACGUUAGGUCUCGCCAACGCGCCCCAGGCCGGAGAAAUGAUCGCAGACAUCAUCAACGUCCUCAUCGUCAACUUUGGCUACUCCGCCGACUUGGUCACCAUAGUUGGUGUUGGACUCGGGGGUCAUCUCGCUGGUAUCACCGCACGAGCUAUCAGCGGAAAUGUUGCUCAUAUUGUUGCGAUCGAUCCUUCUUUCCACGGCUGGACUCACCAUCCCGAUAUUCUGACGGCUGAAGACGCUGGCGUAGUGGAGGUCCUCCACGCUACCGCCGGAAUCCAGGGCUACGAUUAUCCUCUGGGUACCAUCGACUUCUACCCCAACGGUGGAGUGUACCAGAAUGGCUGUGGUGCCGACAUUUCAUGUGGUCACAUUUUCGCAUACGCAUUCUACGCUGAGUCUGUUAUCGCAGAGUUGAACUCAAAUACUAACAACCAGUUUGUCGGUACUGCUUGCGAAAGCUAUGAACAAGCCGUGGCAAAUAGCUGCUCUGGCCCAAGAGAUGCUAUUUUCGGCGGCACUGCUGUCAAAACCAGCGAAUCUGGAAUCUACACUUUCAACACCAACGCCGUUCAGCCGUUUGCCCAGGGUUAA